Messenger RNA from Choloepus didactylus (southern two-toed sloth), 708 nucleotides. It is a transcript of the gene DNAJB3, whose product is annotated as DnaJ heat shock protein family (Hsp40) member B3. The transcript has a single exon. The record is from RefSeq and is a predicted model, not a curated record. The coding region runs from base 1 to 708 and encodes 235 amino acids. Gene Ontology annotation, molecular function: Hsp70 protein binding; ATPase activator activity. Lineage: Eukaryota; Metazoa; Chordata; Mammalia; Pilosa; Megalonychidae. Gene Ontology annotation, cellular component: endoplasmic reticulum membrane; cytosol. Gene Ontology annotation, biological process: positive regulation of proteasomal ubiquitin-dependent protein catabolic process; protein refolding.
AUGGUGGACUACUACGAGGUGCUGGGCGUGCCCCGGCAGGCCUCGGCCGAGGCCAUCAAGAAGGCGUACCGCAAGCUGGCGCUCAGGUGGCACCCGGACAAAAAUCCUGAGAACGAGGAGGAAGCGGAGAAGAGAUUCAAACAAGUGGCCGAGGCUUAUGAGGUGUUGUCGGACGCCAAGAAACGGGACGUCUAUGACAGAUACGGUGAAGCAGGAGUCAGUGGCGGCGGCUGCAGCGGGCCCUUCGAGGACCGCUUCGAAUACGUCUUCACCUUCCGCGACCCGGCCGAAGUCUUCAGGGAGUUUUUCGGUGGCAGGGACCCAUUUUCGUUUGACUUCUUCAGAGACCCGCUGGAAAACAUAUUUGGGGGUCGGAAGAGUACCCAGGGAAGCAGAAGUAGAGGAUCCGCACCCCUUUUCUCUACCUUCACUGAAUUUCCAGCUUUUGGGAGUGGAUUUUCUUCCUUUGAUACAGGAUUUUCUUCAUUUGGUUCCAUGGACAACGGGAGCCUUUCUUCCUUCUCCAAGUCCUGUGGUAGUGGUGGGUUGGGCAACUUCAAAUCCAUGUCGACUUCCAUCAAAAUAGUUAACGGCAAGAAAAUCACCACCAAGAGAGUCAUUGAGAAUGGCCAAGAAAGAGUGGAAGUGGAAGAAGAUGGAAAAUUCAAGUCCCUGAUGAUAAAUGGCAAGGAGCAGUUGCAGUUGUAG